This is a messenger RNA of Galeopterus variegatus (Sunda flying lemur), 429 nucleotides long. It is a transcript of the gene PATE4, whose product is annotated as prostate and testis expressed 4. The transcript is spliced from 3 exons. NCBI's taxonomy places the organism in Eukaryota, Metazoa, Chordata, Mammalia, Dermoptera, Cynocephalidae. The record is from RefSeq and is a predicted model, not a curated record. Bases 1 to 429 code for a protein of 142 amino acids.
AUGACUACUGUCUUCCUAUCUAGUGGCUGUGAUGCAACAUCGAAGCUUUAUAAGGCAGGCUACUGGCUGUCCUCUCCAAUACCUCACUCAGCUGGUAUUGAGUACACCUUCCGUCACCCAAACAAGCAUCCAAGGGAGAAAAUGAACAUAUUACUCCUCAUGAGCUUAUCUCUUCUCUACCUCAAAGAGGUUUUGGUUCUCCAGUGUAAUGUCUGCAUAUACUCAAACGGAUGGAAGUGUAUGGCAGGCAAAGGCAUUUGCAUUGCAAAAGACAAUGAGUCAUGUUCAACCAUAUAUUACUACAGGGGAGAAAAACCUCUGUAUUCACAGCAUAUGUGUAAGCGUAAGUGCCAGGAAGAGACGUCCACUAAAGCAGAUCUGAUGAGGGCGACGCUGUGCUGUAACAAACAUUUAUGUAACAUCUUCUAG